Molecule: messenger RNA, 686 nt
Organism: Chaetura pelagica (chimney swift)
Lineage: Eukaryota; Metazoa; Chordata; Aves; Apodiformes; Apodidae
Gene: RPS20
Product: ribosomal protein S20
Exons: 6
Coding region: 1-645 (214 amino acids)
Biological process (GO): translation
Cellular component (GO): cytosolic small ribosomal subunit; ribosome
Molecular function (GO): RNA binding; structural constituent of ribosome
Source: RefSeq, a predicted model, not a curated record
AUGUCCAUUAAUGGCCUGGAUGAUGGGACAGAAUGCACCUUCGGCAAGUCUGCAGAUGAUGCAGAAUUGGAUGGAGCAGUCAAUACAGCAGACCUGGUGAGAUAUAUCUGGAGCCCUGUGGCCAGCUCAGGACUCUUCCAGAACAAGAAAAGCAUUGAUAUUCUGGACCAGGAGUGCAGCAAAGAGCCGUUAAGUUUAUUUAUUCUCUUCCUUUGUGGAACUGAUCACCAGCAGCUUGAUCAGCCUACAACAGAAUUAUUGAAGGCCUGGAGAAAGUGCUACAAGCAGGCUUUUAAAGACACUGGCAAAGCACCCGUGGAACAAGAGGUAGCGAUUCAUCGCAUUAGGAUCACUUUGACAAGUCGCAAUGUAAAAUCACUUGAGAAGGUCUGUGCUGACUUGAUCAGAGGUGCUAAGGAAAAAAACCUGAAGGUGAAAGGACCUGUUCGCAUGCCCACCAAGACUCUGCGAAUCACAACCAGGAAGACGCCUUGUGGUGAAGGUUCCAAGACCUGGGAUCGUUUCCAAAUGCGUAUCCAUAAGCGGCUCAUUGACUUACACAGCCCUUCUGAGAUCGUGAAGCAAAUCACUUCCAUCAGCAUCGAGCCUGGUGUGGAGGUUGAAGUUACUAUUGCUGAUGCCUAAAUGAUGGUCGUGGUUGAAUAAAGUUGAUUUACAAGUUUUCA